AGAUUCAAGAAAAAAAAAGCGCAAAUUAUUGGGGAGACAACACAACACAACAAUGAGUUUCUCGGUGGUCUUGUUCCAGAAACCCUACCCUGCAACACCAACCUUACCCAUCACUACCACCUUCACAAUCUCAUCAUCCUCAUCAUCUUUCAGACCAAGAAGAAGACUACCUUCUUCAACCAAUCGCAUCUUCCCUGUAAACCAACCAAAACCCAUAACCAAAAAUGGCCAAACCGAAACCCUAGCCGCCAGAGACACAAUCAUAGACUUCGGCAAGCACAAGGGCAAAAUGCUCGGCUCUCUGCCCUCCUCUUACCUCAAAUGGGUCUCCAAGAAUCUACGCGCAGGAGACACCGAGUACUGGGCGAAGCUCGCAGACCAAGUGCUCGAGGACGAUGUUUAUAAAGACAGAAUUGAGUGGGAGUUUGCAGAGAAAAUCCUCCACGGAAGUGACGAGAGUUUAAAGAAGAGCAGAGAAGAAGAGGUAAGCUCUGUUUCGAUGUUGUUGGAGAUUAGCGAGAGGUUUGGUUGGGACAAUGAGGAUAAGAUUGGUUGGAGCAGAGUCAACUUCGAGCUUCUGGGGACGAGCAAGGGUGGUCGGAUUCCUAGGUUGGGAGAGGAUAGAGGAGAUAUGGUGAGAAGGAGAGAGGUCAAGAAGAAGAAGGGAGAGGAGGAAGAUGGUAGUGGGUGGAGGAGGAGAGAGAGGCGUGAGAGGAUGAGGCAGAGUCUUGGGAGAGAGAAGGAGAAUGAUGAUGGCAAAACGGUGAAUAGGAGUGAUCAGAAGGGUGUUCUGGGAAGGUUAGGAGAAGUAGAGAAGCAGAUUGAGCCGAAGAUUUAUAGUCCUUUUCCAGGACGUGAGAGUUUGUUGAAGAAAGUUAUGAACAAGAGAAGGUCUCAAUGACACAUAAAGAGUAUGUUGUGUUAGUAUUAGUAAAGGCAGUUCCUUUGUGUAUCUGAAAGAUCAAAACUUUACUUAUUCAUCUCAAGUUCAAGUAACUUCCUAAUCAUUUUCAUACU
Molecule: messenger RNA, 1017 nt
Organism: Brassica oleracea var. oleracea
Lineage: Eukaryota; Viridiplantae; Streptophyta; Magnoliopsida; Brassicales; Brassicaceae
Exons: 1
Coding region: 53-901 (282 amino acids)
Cellular component (GO): plastid
Source: RefSeq, a predicted model, not a curated record